Messenger RNA from Photinus pyralis (common eastern firefly), 3636 nucleotides. RefSeq names its product Werner syndrome ATP-dependent helicase homolog. The record is from RefSeq and is a predicted model, not a curated record. Gene Ontology annotation, molecular function: ATP binding; four-way junction helicase activity; nucleic acid binding. The transcript is spliced from 13 exons. Bases 67 to 3330 code for a protein of 1087 amino acids. Gene Ontology annotation, cellular component: nucleus; nucleoplasm; chromosome. Gene Ontology annotation, biological process: DNA replication; double-strand break repair via homologous recombination; telomere maintenance. NCBI's taxonomy places the organism in Eukaryota, Metazoa, Arthropoda, Insecta, Coleoptera, Lampyridae.
ACAACAAAAAAAGUUCAGUUUUUUUGGUUAUUUUUUAAAAGUCGAUCUUUGAAUGCUUAUUUUAAAAUGUCUGUACUGGAUUAUGAGUGUUUAUUUAACGAAUUUCAAGAGAACGAUGAGUGGGAUGAGUGUUUUAAUGCUGUGGACAAAUGUGAUGUCGAACAAGAAUUAAUUGCCAAAUCUAAUGCUGUAAAUGACGAAGAACGUCCGCAGAAAGAAUACUUGGAAGUUCUACAGCGAGUGUUCGGACACAAGAGUUUUCGACCAAUGCAAUGGAAAAUUAUCAGUUCAAUUAUAAACGACAGAAGGGACAACUGCUCGAUAAUGGCGACAGGUUAUGGGAAGUCUCUGUGCUUUCAGUAUCCCUCCGUUUACCUGGGCGGUGUUACUAUUAUUAUUUCGCCAUUGAUUUCCCUGAUGGAAGAUCAAGUUUUGUCUAUGAAGAUGAGCAACAUAUCGGCCUGCCUAUUGGGCUCGGCGCAGACUAAACAAAAGGAGGUCAUUGACGAAAUUUUCGAAGAAAAGUACAACUUAGUUUAUAUGACGCCGGAAUUUUCUUGUGGAGAUUACGGCCAGGGCCUAAUAAAGAGAAUAGACGAUGCCGUUUCUUUAAUUUUAAUUGCGAUAGACGAGGCGCAUUGCGUUAGCUCAUGGGGUCACGACUUUAGGUAUCAAUAUCGAGAACUGGGUAAACUGAGAGAUCUGCUACCUACGGUACCGAUUUUGGCCGUGACGGCUACCGCUACACAUCAAGUACGAGGCGACAUCAUCUCAACUUUAAAAUUAAGAAACCCCCAAAUAUUAUGUUCGGGUUUCGAUCGUCCAAAUUUACAGUUUAUAGUUUACAUAAAAGGCAACGGGCUUAUGAGUGAUCUUAAAAAGGUUAUGAUCGAAAAGAACAAUAGUUGGAGUUUGCCAGGUUCUACUAUUAUUUAUUGCAUUACUCGUAAACAGACUGAAGACAUAGCCAAUCAAGUUAAUAGCAUUAAAGGUAUGAAGUGUUUAGCGUAUCAUGCAGGCAUGUCGGUUAAACAGAGGAGCCAGGCGCACGAACAGUUUGCAAAAGAUAAAAUAAAAAUUAUUGUCGCCACAAUUGCAUUUGGUAUGGGAAUCGAUAAACCGGACGUGCGUAACAUUAUUCACUAUGGAGCUUCUAAGGAUCUCGAAAGUUACUAUCAGGAAGUCGGUCGUGCUGGAAGGGAUGGCCUACCAUCGAAGUGUAUCACAUUUUAUAACAGUGCAGAUUUUGAUAUGCACCAUGCUAUUAGAGAGAUGCACGGGUCGCACACGUCUGCGCAAAAUAGUCAAAGGCGAGAUAUGAUGGAGAAGAUUAUGAGACAAUACUUAGAGACGCGUGAUUGUCGAAGGCAAUUCAUUUUAAAUCACUUCGAAGGGUCUGUAACGUUGAAAGGUCCUUCUAAGAACUGUUGUGAUAACUGCACAAGAAAGUUGAGCUCAAGCUUGUCAGAUCACAAUAAAUAUGAGGGUCUUAAUGAAAAGGGUCUGUAUGAUUUCGCACCGGAGACGAGAAUGUUUUUAGAGGCUGUGGAAGUAAUGGGUGGAAAAUUCGGAUUCGGAAUGUACGCUUUAUUUAUUCGGGGUUCGAAAAGCACAAGACUGUAUCAAAGGUAUCAUGGACACUCGUUGCAUGGCUGUGGCAAACAUCAAACUGAAGAUUGGUGGAAAGCUAUAGGUAAAUUAAUUGACAGGGAAGGCUAUUUAGAAAAACGUCGGCCACCGAAGGCGGGCAAGAGGGCCUUCAAUGCUUCAACAUACGGUAUUAGUGCAAAAGGUGAAGCAUUUUUGCGGUCUCCGAAAAGUACACAAAUAUUGUUGCAGCCUACGCCCGAGAUUUUUAAUCUAUUGAAAUUGAAACAUCAACCCGAAUUUUCGGAAGAGGACUUUUUCAAAUCGUCCCAACCGGUCGCGUCCACUUCGGUAACGUCCACGAAGAGUGCGCCUUCUUUCAAGUCUAAGAUCUCCUUGCAAUUGAUGAAACCGGCGAAGAGUGUGGACUCGAUUGAAGAAAGUACCGAAAUCGUACCGAGUGAGGAAUGCAUGAAACUUUACAAUGAGUUAAUGGCGAAACGUGAAGAGAUCGCCACCGCGUCUGAGUGUAUGCCGUACAUGGUCGCUUCGAAUGAAGCUCUCAUGAAAAUGGCAGAGAAGAAACCGGUCACCAUAAAGGAUUUAAGAAAGUGUAGACUGGUAGGUUUUACUGAAGCGAAAAUUAACCGUUUUGGUGAAGAGUUUAUAAAAACAAUUCGAAGUGCCUGUCAUUUGGAAUCGCUUGAUACAACUGAUAAUGUUAAGAAACCUAUCGAGGAAAUUUUGGCUAAGCAUCCGCUUCCUGGUCAUAAAAUUGGCGCUACUGCUCAAGUCAGUUAUUCGAUGUACAAGUCUGGCCUUACUGUACAAGAAAUUGCAACAAAAAGGGGCGUUCUUCCACAAGUGAUUCUAUCUCAUCUUAUCGACGGAAUUAAGGUAGGAUAUCCCAUUCAGAUGAUCGAUCUGAAUGUUACCGAUGAUAUGCGUCAUACAAUACUAACGGCCAUUAAAAAUACACUACCCGAAGUAGGCAACGGUUCGCUCUCCGUAAUAAAAAACGCCUGUCCUCCAGAGAUUUCGAUGGACGCCUUAAGAGUGGUAGUCGCGUAUCAGCAGGUGAGGACGCAUUUGUCGAAACUAAACAUUCCGUAUGAGGAGUUUGAAUCAUCUCUAGAAGAUAUCGGACAGUUAGAUAUGACAAGUGUUAGUGACACCUCCAUGAGUAGCACUCCAAAAGCUAAGUUGAACUUUUCAAGUUUAUACAAGAAAUCUGAUAAACGGUGCGCAGAUAGUGAUGGCUCAACGGAUGUAGGUAGCGGCAGUACUAGUGAGAUUGACAAUCAACGGAUCAAAAAACAAAGACUGACAGAAUCGCCUGCAGCAAAGAAGGAUGAUUUAACAUUUCUAGAUUCACCGCCAAGAUCGUCUCAUUCUCUUUCUGAUACGAUUGUGAAACGUGAAGUUGCAGAUGUAAAUCCGUGCUCAUCUCAAGCUGACGUCAAAUCCUGUAAUGUAAGCUCUUCGCUGUUAGAUGAUGAUUUCUUCGAUGACCAGCUGUUGGAGAAUGUAGACAAAGUUGUUGCUUUAAGUCCGACUGUUUCACAGAAUGGUCAACAUAAAGUAGUGAAUGCUUUAAGUCAGCAAGAAAAAUGUCAAAGUCAACCUCUACUGGAUUGUACGACUACCUCCAAAAGUAAUCUCACAAAGAAAUUCAACUUUAAAUCUAUGGUCCCUAAGUCUGUUACAGAAAAAGCACAGCAACUUUGUUCUAAACAACCGUAAGUUGUCAAGGUGUUUUAAUCAAAUUACGGUUUCGUCAUUAGCAGUUUUUACUUUAUUUUCCACAAAUAUACUUUAGUUUUGUUGGGAUUUAAAUGUUUUAAUGCGAGCCCACCAUUUAUUGUUGAUUAUUGAGAAGUAUUAAUGUUUUAGUUGAUAAGUAGCGUAGAGUUGAAUGUGUAAUCCAAUUGUGUGGAAGUACAACCCAGAUCUUGUAAGAACGGUAUUUAGGUAUAGUGAAAAAAAAAGGAAUACUGUAUGAUAAUUAGUAACUCUUUUUUAAUAAACAAUUUUUAUUUCUAAACAAGA